Molecule: messenger RNA, 1179 nt
Organism: Mytilus californianus (California mussel)
Lineage: Eukaryota; Metazoa; Mollusca; Bivalvia; Mytilida; Mytilidae
Product: organic anion transporter 3-like
Exons: 6
Coding region: 49-1179 (376 amino acids)
Biological process (GO): transmembrane transport
Cellular component (GO): membrane
Molecular function (GO): transmembrane transporter activity
Source: RefSeq, a predicted model, not a curated record
GAUAGUUAUAAUUCUGUACUGUGUAAAAGGAGGCUUUAUGAUCCCGGUAUGAACACUGUUGUUUCAGAGUGGGACUUGGUAUGCGAUAAGAGUUGGGUUCCAUCCACCAUUACAACAUUACAAAUGGGAGGUUUGAUAACUGGCGGAUUUGUUUCUGGUCACGUUGCAGACGCCAUUGGACGUAAACGUACAUACGUUUGUGCAUUGUUCGCAAUUAUAUCACUUAACACUGCGGCUGCUUUUUCAUCCACGUGGGAAAUGUUUGCAGUAUUCAGAUUUUUUAUUGGUUUUUGGAGUGGAUUUACUACUUCUUUAAAUUUCACAUUUGUUAUCGAGUUCACACCACGACAAUCAAGAUCUAUGCUUAGAUUUCUACCAUGUAGAGAACUGUUUGGAAUGCUUUAUGCAUGUCUUUGUUGGUGGUUGCAUGAUUGGCGAUACAUCCAGAUAGGCAUUGCACUCACGGUUUUUCCAUAUUUUCUAGGUAUUAUUUGGUUUGUUCCUGAAAGCUUUAGAUGGUUGGUGACACAUUGGAAAAUUCAGAAAGCAUACGAUGUGAUUAAAACAAUAGCAAGCAUGAAUAAUAAAAAGCCACCAGAGUAUGACAAUUUUCACGCAGAAGUGAUACAAGUAGAAGAUUUGGUAUCUGAAGAGAAAAAAUACAGUAUUCUAGAUAUCUUAGAUAAUCCUAGACUUUUAAAGAUAACACUUUUGUUAAUGGUUGCUUGGUUCAGCGGUGGAUACGGAACAUAUGGUAUCUUUUUUGGAGUUCAACAGCUUGAAGGGAAUAUUUACAUAAAUUUGAUUCUUCUGAACGCCAUAGGUUUAUUUCAAGUGACUGGAUGGUAUUUUGCUAACUGGAAAAUAUGUGCAAUAGCCCUUUUAAAAGAUACCAUAUUUUGUAGAAACAUUGGUUCCGGUUUGCUUAAUGCAACAUCUGGGAUUGGGAUAAUGGUAGCACCAAUUGUGAAUUUUGCUAGCCAGAAGAUUCCUGGAUUGCUAUAUCUAAUGUUUGCCGGUCUUAUGUUCCUAUCGGCGUUCCUAGUUAUUUUGUUACCAGAAACAAACAAUAAAGCUCUUCAGGACACAAUUGACUUUGAUCCAAAUAACUCUAUAUCGAAGAAAAUAAAAGAUUUUUUUAAUAAAACGGUGCAAAAAGGUUAUGAAUAUCUUAAUUAA